Molecule: messenger RNA, 744 nt
Organism: Labrus bergylta (ballan wrasse)
Lineage: Eukaryota; Metazoa; Chordata; Actinopteri; Labriformes; Labridae
Product: lysophosphatidic acid receptor 6-like
Biological process (GO): phospholipase C-activating G protein-coupled receptor signaling pathway; positive regulation of Rho protein signal transduction
Cellular component (GO): plasma membrane
Molecular function (GO): lysophosphatidic acid receptor activity
Source: RefSeq, a predicted model, not a curated record
GACACUUUGCCGUUCUCAUCGGGUGAAGACAUGAACAUUACUGAAGAGGGGCCAGAGCCACAGCCGCUUUACUCCGUGGUCUUUGGCUGUAUUCUAGCGCUGGGUCUGCCUCUUAAUGCCGUGUCACUGUGGACUCUGCUCAGACACCACAGCCUCAAAUCCCCCAGUGCCGUCUUCAUGGUGAACCUGGCAGUCUCAGACCUGCUGCUGGUGGUCUCUUUACCAAUGAGGGUCUACUACUACGCCACAGGCACCUGGCCUCUGGGCAAUUUGGUUUGCAACUUGAUUACAAUGCUCUUUCACAACAACAUCCGCUCCAGCGCCUUCUUCAUCACCUUCAUCAGCGUGGACCGGCUGCUGGCUGUGGUUUAUCCUCUGAGGUCACGCCACCUUCGAACCUCGUCUAACGCCUGGAAAGCUGCGGCGCUCGUUUGGCUGCUUGUGUUGGUGAUCAACAUCCCAGAGAGUAUGCAUUUUUCAAAGUUUUUAAAGGAGUUAAAUGGAUCUUCCUGUUUUCCUAAGACUCCUCAUAGAUCACCGUUGCAUUACAUUCAGCCCGUGCUCAUGUUCAGCAUGCUGGCCGUCAACAUGGUGUGCACGGCUCUGGUGUCUUGGACUCUUAGUAGACGCCUGAAUGACUCUGCCAGGGUCAACAACAAGUGUGAACUGCUGCCUGGAUCCUUUGUUGUAUUACUUUUGUCUUGAUGCUUUCUGGAAGAAGAAAGAGGAUGUGGAUCUUCCAGG